Molecule: messenger RNA, 1173 nt
Organism: Coniosporium apollinis CBS 100218
Lineage: Eukaryota; Fungi; Ascomycota; Dothideomycetes
Exons: 1
Coding region: 1-1173 (390 amino acids)
Source: RefSeq, a predicted model, not a curated record
AUGCCCCCCUGGGGAAGACCACCGGGGCGGAGGAGGGACAUGUAUAAUGCUGGGACGGCCGCACGGUUCCAGGAUUUGGACAGCGAUGAGGACGGCCGGGGCGUUUUUGCUUAUGAAGAACAUUCUUCAGGAACGACACCACCUUUCAUUUCGGAUAGACUCUACUCCAACGACUCGGACACUGCAUAUCGGGAGGAAGACUUGGCGUACGGAGAGGAUUAUGGGUAUUCGGAGGACGAUUACGAGUAUGAGAGGCAGGCGGCGCCUCUUGUCCGCCGCAAGUUCUCGGAGGAACAAGAGGAGAUUGUAACGCAGCGGGCGCUGGAAAAGAUCCGACGGUCAAGAGCGGCAGGCAGGACGGAUGUUAGUCUAACGUACGAAGAGCUCGACGCUCUCGAGCGCCGACGUGUUCAACAACCACCACCACCUCAACGUGCAACACCCCAAGGCAAGAUCAGCAGCAGGACGAGCAGUCCGAACAGCGUCCGCUCAAGGAAGGGUAGCUGGGUGCGUCCUGCCGGGCUACUCAAUGCUGCUGCUCCGUCGCCCGUCAAGUCUAGGAAAGAACACAGGUCAAGUCGCAGGACGUCCGACGAUGCUGCAGCUCUCAGGGGGCCUGGUUUCGCCAUCGCCGGGCCGUCCGGAACAUCCAACCUCGUGCCGCUUGGAGGCUAUCAACACGCUCAGACGCCCCCGCAUUCUCGCUCCCGCCAGUCCUCUCAGUCACGCUCGCGCCAAAUCAUCUCCCCAAUCCCGCAAUAUGAAUCUCCGCAGUACGCCUACGCAAACCGUCCACCAUCCUCCUCUUCCCGCUCAUCAAGCAUCCACCAAGACGAGCCCGACUGGGCUCUCCGCUCGCGCAACUCCUUCAUCGCGCAGCAGAACUACCAAAACGACCCGUUGCUCUACCAGUCCAGCUCUUCUCUCGCGCAACCGCAACUCUACCCGCAGGGCCGUCGCGUUACAUCGGGUCCGUCGGAUGUCGCUUAUGCGAACCUCAGGCGCAUGCCGGCGACUGUUGGUCGACUGCCUACCAGCAAUUCGGAUCCGGUGCUUGGAUAUCGUGGGCUGGGUUCUUCGGGCGCGGGCGACGAGGACGAGUACGUGGAUGUUGCGGCGGAGGACUCGGGCAGGAAUGGGAGGAGUGAGCGGCGCAGGAGGGGGAGGAGGUAG